AUGUCGCACAGUCAGGAAAGUGCUGCAACUACAGUGUCUAGCGUGAAUGCGGAAAGUCAUGAGACCGAAUUGUUUCUUGCGUGCCUUCCGCCAGAGACACCGGUCUAUAGCUACCAUGAUCACCCGGAUUUAGAAACUCUUCCAACUGGAAGCUCCUUUGUCGUUGUGAAAGACUUCCCUCCAUUGAUGUUUCGCAAGAAAGACGAGCAGUUACCAGGACGUGCUGAGUAUUCGUCAUCAUUGCAACUUCUUAUACUCAAAAUGCCGACCAAUUCCCACGAGACAGCAGCGAGAUGCUUCGAAACUUCUCUAAUGGAGGUUGCUUCUCGCAUGGGCGUCCGUCGAAGAAUUCUACAAUGCGGAGCCACCCGUUAUUAUGGCCGCGAUCGAACCAAAGAGGCCGAUGUGUCAUUCAAGCCAACCCGAUACAGCCAUCGCAAGUGGCCCACAAUGGCAGUAGAGAUCGGAUGGUCAGAAACAAGGGCGAAGCUGGAGAAAGAAAUUAUCUGGUGGAUAAAACAUUCUCACGGUGAUGUGAGACAAGGCAUCACCAUCGAUAUUAAACAAGGAUCCGGUAAUAUUGAAAUGAUAUCAUGGGUUCCUACGAUGUCGAUCUCCCCCAGCCGAGUCCGGAUAUCUUCAAAGGAGAGGCAGGUUCUCUCAAAGGCAAUUAAUCACAUACCACCGCCUCGAAUCGACCAGAAGAUUGGAAUCAAGAGAGGAAAAGGCAGCGCAGGCCCCACCAUCACAGGAGGUAAUUUAACAAUUCCGUUCGCCUCCGUACUUCUGGACAAUCCCGGGGAAGGAGAAGGAGACUUCGUCAUCACUGCCGAGGAACUUUUGCAGGACGCCGAGCUUGUCUGGAUGGCAAUGGAUAUUGAAGCGGAGGAAAAAGCAAGGCGUUAA
Messenger RNA from Talaromyces rugulosus, 906 nucleotides. RefSeq lists its product as uncharacterized. The transcript has a single exon. The coding region runs from base 1 to 906 and encodes 301 amino acids. The record is from RefSeq and is a predicted model, not a curated record. Lineage: Eukaryota; Fungi; Ascomycota; Eurotiomycetes; Eurotiales; Trichocomaceae.